AUGUCCGUCCCUGCGAACAGUCUGGCCUACCCCUGCCCCAUCUCGAUGAAGAUGUACAAGGAGCAGCGGCAGCGCCUGGGGGAGUCGCUGCACAGGGCAUUUCCCGAGGGUGGCCACGCGGCGGUGCUGCAGGCUGCGUCGGAAGUCCCGAUCAACUCUACCGACUGCAACUAUCUUUUUGUGCAGGAGAGCUACUACUACUACCUCUUCGGGACAGAGCUGCCGGAGGCGUACGGCGCGGUGCUCGCAGAUGGCACUGGGAUCGUCUUCAUUGCUCGCCUUCCGGCAGAGUACGCCACGUGGAUGGGACCACUGCCGACGCCCGAGGGCGUGAAGGCGCAAUUGGCGAUGGAUGAGGUGCACUACGUGGACGAGAUGGAGAAGGUGCUGAAGGCGCACGGUGUACACACCGCCGAGGUGAUGCAUGGCACCAACUCCGACAGCGGUCUCCACACGCUGCAGGCGAAGCUUCCCGAGGGGUCGUCGCUGACCCAGUCCACCAGCUUCCUCUUCAACACAUUGACGGCGCAGCGGGGCUACAAGACGGCGAUGGAGGCCGAGGUGCUUAAGUAUGUGUGCAAGGUGUCGAGCGACGCGCACGUGACGGUGAUGAGGAUGGCGAAGCCUGGCAUGUCGCAGCACCACCUCGAGUCUACCUUCUUGCACGAAGUGUACUACAAGGGCGGCUGCCGCCGUGUGAGCUACACCUGCAUCUGCGCCACCGGCCACCACGGCGCCACGUUGCAUUACCCCGACAACAACGCCCUUAUCGAGAACGGUUCGAUGGCGUUGCUGGACAUGGGCGGCAACUACCGCGGCUACGCGGCGGACAUCACGUGCAGCUUCCCCGUGAAUGGCAAGUUCACCGAGGCACAGAAAAUCAUCUACAACGCCGUGCUCGACGCGCACGACAAGGUGAUGCGUGCGAUGAAGCCUGGGGUUCAGUGGGUGGACAUGCACCUACUCGCCAUCCGCACCAUCUGCACCCACCUCAUCGCCGCGGGUUUGUUGAAGGGCGACCUGGAUGUGAUGAUGAAGAAGGAGAUCAUGCAGUACUUCCAGCCGCACGGCCUCGGCCACCUGAUUGGCAUGGACGUGCACGACGUCGGCGGGUACAUGGAGGGCUACCCAGAGCGUCCUACCAAGAAGGACUGCUGCCGUCUGCGCACGGCUCGGCCGGUGGAGGAGGGCAUGUACAUGACUAUCGAGCCCGGCUGCUACUUCAACGCUGCUCUCCUGGCGAUGGCGAAGCAGAACAGCGAGGUUGUGGAGCACCUAAAUCUGGAAAAGAUUGAGGAAUUCGCUGAUUUUGGUGGUGUGCGGAUCGAGAGCGAUGUUCUCGUGACGAAGGACGGCGUCGUGAACUACACCGUGGUGCCGCGUACAGUGGAGGAGAUUGAGCGCACGAUGGCUGGUGCGGAGUUUUCGAAGGACAUCGAAGUGUACCACAACUGA
Leptomonas pyrrhocoris is the source of this 1455-nucleotide messenger RNA. Its product is annotated as aminopeptidase P putativemetallo-peptidase Clan MG Family M24. Lineage: Eukaryota; Euglenozoa; Kinetoplastea; Trypanosomatida; Trypanosomatidae. The transcript has a single exon. The coding region runs from base 1 to 1455 and encodes 484 amino acids. Gene Ontology annotation, molecular function: manganese ion binding; metalloaminopeptidase activity. The record is from RefSeq and is a predicted model, not a curated record.